UAGCCGGGUUUAGCAGGGUUUAGCAAUUCAUCCGUUCCAAACUAUUUACUAUAACGUAGUAACUAAACUAAUACCUAAUCUGUGUAUUCAAACGUUGAUGAUUGAACGGAUUGAACUGGAACAUUCAAUUCAAAUAACUUGAACAAAGUAUCGCCUGCCUGGUGCACACAUCCAAGGUGCCCUUGGUUUGGUUAGUGGUUGCCGGUUGGUUCCAUGGUUCUCAUCGUGAUUCUGCAGUGAUUCUGCCUUUUGGAACCAUUAUUACAAUUUUGUAAUAUGGGUCAAUUGAUAUCCAAGACAGGGUUGAUGCUGGACGUAUAUUCGAAAAAGUAUCCUAAUCUCUUUAAUUCCAUAUGGUGGGAUUUCCUGUUCAAGUGCAUAAUCGGCACACCAAAGCAAAGCAAAGCGAGGGAAGCAGUUGUUUACCAUGCUAGCCAGGAUAGGGCUGUUCCAGAGGAAAGUUGUGGUUGUUUGUACGCCUACCGCGGUUACCCUGAGUUCAAUAACUUUAAAUGCCACAAUGGUAUACUCAAAGACAAAGUGUCGAGGCGCAAUAGCAGCACCCACUGCAAGGAUGGGUCAGAUGAGACGAAGUGCGCAUGCGGGGAGACCUCUAGCCCCUCUCACAUGUGCCAGUUUAGGGACCAGCCCGGGACGGACCCACUUAGCCUGUCUAAUAGCGGCGAAGUGUCGAGGCACAAUGGAACCACCCAUGGCAAAUAUGGGUCAGAUGAGACGAAGUGCGCAUGCGGGGAGACCUCUAGCCCCUCUCACAUGUGCCAGUUUAGGGACCAGCCCGGGACGGACCCACUUAGCCUGUCUAAUAGCGGCGAAGUGUCGAGGCACAAUGGAACCACCCAUGGCAAAUAUGGGUCAGAUGAGACGAAGUGCGCAUGCGGGGAGACCUCUAGCCCCUCUCACAUGUGCCAGUUUAGGGACCAGCCUGGGACGGACCCACUUAGCCUGUCUAAUAGCGGCGAAGUGUCGAGGCGCAAUAGCAGCACCCACUGCAAAGAUGGGUCAGAUGAGACGAAGUGCGAAUGCGGGGAGACCUCUAGCCCCUCUCACUUGUGCCAGUUUAGGGACCAGCCCGGGACGGACCCACUUAGCCUGUCGAAUAGCGGCGAAGUGUCGAGGCGCAAUAGCAGCACCCACUGCAAAGAUGGGUCAGAUGAGACGAAGUGCGAAUGCGGGGAGACCUCUAGCCCCUCUCACUUGUGCCAGUUUAGGGACCAGCCCGGGACGGACCCACUUAGCCUGUCGAAUAGCGGCGAAGUGUCGAGGCGCAAUGGCAGCACCCACUGCAAGGAUGGGUCGGAUGAGACGAAGUGCGCAUGCGGCGAGACCUCUAGACCCUCUCACAUGUGCCAGUUUAGGGACCAGCCCGGGACGGACCCACUUAGCCUGUCGAAUAGCGGCGAAGUGUCGAGGCGCAAUAGCAGCACCCACUGCAAAGAUGGGUCAGAUGAGACGAAGUGCGAAUGCGGGGAGACCUCUAGCCCCUCUCACUUGUGCCAGUUUAGGGACCAGCCCGGGACGGACCCACUUAGCCUGUCGAAUAGCGGCGAAGUGUCGAGGCGCAAUGGCAGCACCCACUGCAAGGAUGGGUCAGAUGAGACGAAGUGCGCAUGCGGCGAGACCUCUAGCCCCUCUCACAUGUGCCAGUUUAGGGACCAGCCCGGGACGGACCUACUCACCCUGUCUAAUAGCGGCGAAGUGUCGAGGCGCAAUGGCAGCACCCACUGCAAGGAUGGGUCAGAUGAGACGAAGUGCGCAUGCGGCGAGACCUCUAGCCCCUCUCACAUGUGCCAGUUUAGGGACCAACCCGGGACAGACCUACUCACCCUGUCUAAUAGCAUAUACAAUUGCUCUAAUGGAUUAAAAGAGACUGAUUUGUUACGUACUCCAGAGGUACUACAAGUGGUACCAUGUACCACCACGCCAACUCCAUUAAGCGGGAUACCAAAGCACCCAGAAGACGGUUGGUUCCGUGUGGAGGAACCUCAUUCGGAGGUCCUCCUUCCCGUCACGACAGCGGACGUGACCUCCGAGCCUGUUCGAGCUACGGACCUCCAUACUUGCAUCCCACUCACAGCAGGCGUGCCCGACUCGGCAGCUCUAGUCCGCCGCCGCGAUAAGCACAGUUAUCAAAAUUCACGCAAUGAUCUCACAUUGGACCCAAGACUGAAAACAAGGGAGGAUGGUUGCAAUUUACCAGACUACCACCCCUGUGACAACGGGGCCUGUAUAGACAACUUCAGGACCUGUGACGGCCGCAUGGACUGCCCGGAUGGAACCGACGAGACGCCUCGCCUCUGCGAAAAUGUCAAAUGUCUGGGCAAGUUCAAGUGCGAUUACGGCGGAUGCGUGAGCAGGGCGGCCGUGUGCGACGGUGCCAAGGACUGCAGGGACAACUCGGACGAGCUCGUCCCCGGGUGCGCCGGCCGCAGACAAGAAAAUUCACGCAAUGCUCUCACAUUGGACCCAAGACUGAAAACAAGGGAGGAUGGUUGCAAUUUGCCGCACUACUACCCCUGUUCCAACGGGGCCUGUAUAGACAACUUCAGAACUUGCGACGGCCGCAUGGACUGCCCGGAUGGAACCGACGAGACGCCUCGCCUCUGCGAAAAUGUCAAAUGUCUGGGCAAGUUCAAGUGCGACAACGGCCCAUGCGUGAGCAGAGCGGUCGUCUGCGACGGUGUCAAGGACUGCAGGGACAACUCGGACGAGCUCGUCCCCGGGUGCGCCGGCCGCAGGUCUAUGUGCGAGAUACCAAAGAGCCCAGAACACGGUUGGCUCCGUGCUUGGCCUCACGAGGGGCGCCUCGCUCCCGGCAUGCCUGUGGACACGGUACUCCUGUACUACAGCUGCAAACCUGGGUACCAACUCUUGGGCAACGACGUCAUCUUCUGCUACCGCGGAUUCUGGUCUGUCGACCAGUUGCCUACUUGCGUCCAUAAUGAAAGACCGGAGUUUUCAAAUGUCGAACAAGAAUAUCUGGAUUACGAUGAUUACACAAAUAAUGAAAUACCGGAGUUUUCAAAUGUCGAACAAGAAUAUCCGGAUUACAGCAAUUACGAUGAUUACACAUAUAAUGAAAGACAGAAGUUUUCAAAUGUCAAACAAAAAUCUCUGGGUUACAGCGAUUUCAAUGAUCAUACAAGAGGGUGUAAAGUGGUGGAGUCCUUUAGUGUCGAAUACCGCUGUCUGGUCGACGGGAACCCCAAGGCUACUCGGCACUGCAAGGAGAGGGAGCCGGAAGGCACCGUGAUGAAGCCGAAGUGCCGCAGCCCCCAUUACUUUACCCCCACCCACCUUCCUGACAUGAAAUGUGUUGGGGGACGAUGGGACAACCACCCCAUGUGUCAGCCUGACUGCAGGAAGGGGUUUGGACCAGAUCCCCUGCUCGCCGGGGGACAGGACGUCCAACACGGAGAGGCUGCUCAGAAUGUUGCUAUCUACCGGGAUGAUGGCGACUCCUCGACCUUUGUAUGUGGCGGAAAUCUGUACGCACCCAAUGGUGUUGCAACAGCUGCGCACUGCUUCGAUGGCGUACUGAACGAGAUUGACUUGUUGCGGUACAAGGUUGUCUUAGGCAGCCACCACCGCACGCCGGGCCAUGCCAGUGAUGCGCCUUACGCGCAAACGGUCGGUAUACGCACCGUGCGGCGGGCAAAGGGCUACGUCGGACGGGCGGACAACAACCAGAACGACUUCGCCUCCCUCGUGCUGACGAAGAAAGUCGAAUUCACCUUCCGAGUGUGCCCGGUCUACCUCGACUUCUCUGGUGACGUCCUGAACAACCUCUACGGUGACAUGGGGAUGGUAGCGGGCUGGGGAGAGAUUGACAACAGGGGCACCAUAACAGAUAAGUUGCAAAAAGCGAAAUUGCCAAUCCAUACGCCUGAAAAAUGUAGGAACCUUACUCACCCUCAUGGUGAUAUGAGCACAUUUGCUGGGAACAAGCUUUGCGCCGGGUACAGCAAUGGUACAGCUCUCUAUAAGGGUGACAGCGGCUCAGGUUUACUGGUUGUUAGGGAAGUCCAAGGCUUACUGCGCCCGUACCUAGCGGCCGUCACAUCCACCAGCCCUACCAAUUACUUCAGCACGCAAUGGAACUACGAAUGUUGCACCGGCUUCGAAAAUCUAUCGAAGCACGUGGGAUUUAUCCAAGCCCAUAUACGAGGAGGUCUUAUGUUUUAGCGCGCUCCUCUCUCGUCUGGCUUUACACUGAUUAGCCAAUGUCAAGUUUGUAGUUAUUUACAAGUUGGAAAACUAUAUGUAUAAGUAUGGACUUCGUCUGUGCUGGUGCCCGCCGACGUACACGCGGUGCCCCCUUAGAGCGCUUCCCAGUCAGUUCCACCACCAAUAAACAGCAGCAGAACACAAAAACCGGCCACUUCUCACAAAAAACACUCCAAAAAGUCACAACACGCGCGCCAGCAAACACCACCACAGACGAAGUCCGCGUGCUCCAUAACUUAUGGAAACCCAAGUAUUUUUUUCAGUGUGCGCACUGAAAUGAAAUUUAUAUGACGGAAUUAAGAUUCCCGUCACAUUAAUAACAAGGGAUUAAUUGUAACCCAAUCAAUUUAGUUUAUUUAUAUGUACCUUUUUUAUUGUAUACUAAGUUUUACUCUAAGUUUGACUGUUUCUACGUAAUGUACCUAGGCAUUAUUAUUUUUGUUCAUUUUCACAUAAUAUUAGUCGUCUUCAAGUAAUAAUGACAUUAAAUGAACAAAAGUGACACUUUCUAGAAAAAUCUAUAUCUAUACUUGUAAUAAAACGGUAACUGGACGAUUUCUGUACAUUUAACAUGAUAUUUUGAAAAUUUUAAUUGACGAAAACAAUUAUUAUCGAUAUACUUAGACCCCGAAACAUAUUUUUUUUCAAAUUUUUGUGUCUGUCCGUCUGUCUGCCUGUACGCGCAUCAUGUAAAAACUACUGAACGGAUUUAAAUGAAAUCUGGUACAUUGGUAGCUGGUACUCCGGGUUAUAUAAUAGAAUAGUUUUUAUCCCGGAAAAAAAUAGGAAUUCUUCGGGAUACGGGAUCAAUCGAUUUUUAUCGAUUUUACUCCAUAACUCCGUCAAAGCUCUCGUUCCCACUAGGUUCAACUUUUUAGUGUGUACAAAUCGAAUAUAUAUAGUAACAAACUAUUUUUUAAAUAAUAAUAAUAAUAAACUAAUUAGUUAACUAAAAAGUUACACUUCAUUUAAUUUGAUAAUUUUACUUUACUUUGAUAAUAAUUUUAAUAAUUUGUCUGUAUUUUAGAAUCUCUCCGAAGUAUACAAUCGACACUGAAUUAUUGUGACGAAAGGAAAUCUGUAGACGGCAAAAUGCAUCUGUAAAUGAAAGCAACUCAUAGAAGCCGAUUACGCGACCAACCUUGGUUCAUUUCACAUAAUUUAUUCACUUCAAAAACCUCCUUAAGGGGCAUGAGACGGGCCUGCCCGCGAAAUUCUAAUUUAAUUUGGUUUUUCGCAAUUUGUAAACUAAUACGACAACGUAGGCUUAUGGCAUUUUAAUUGCGACAAUGGCAGUAUCAU
Molecule: messenger RNA, 5547 nt
Organism: Maniola jurtina (meadow brown)
Lineage: Eukaryota; Metazoa; Arthropoda; Insecta; Lepidoptera; Nymphalidae
Product: low-density lipoprotein receptor-related protein 2-like
Exons: 22
Coding region: 277-4203 (1308 amino acids)
Biological process (GO): proteolysis
Cellular component (GO): plasma membrane
Molecular function (GO): serine-type endopeptidase activity; protein binding
Source: RefSeq, a predicted model, not a curated record